CUUCCUCUCUCCCUCCCUCUCUCUCCCACUUUCUCUCUUUCUCUCCACCUCAUCAUCACACUCUCUCUUUCACUUCACGCCUUCACGUGCGUGGAGUUGGUGUCACGCGAACGCCGAUCUCAGCCGCCGGCUCGCAAGGGGGACGCGGCGUCGGAGCUUGGGCCCCACGAGCUCGGGGAAGGGAGACGGAGGUUCUCAGCACUGGGGAGGAGGAUCUGCAGGGCGCUUAGGAGGAGAAACUUGAGGGGAGACUGGAACAUGGACUGCUGUGCUCUCUGAGUUUAGGGUCUCUGCUCCCCGUCCUGGGGGCUGCUGCAGCUGGGCUCUCCCCGUCACACUGCGAGCCCCCAGACCUACGCCAGGCGGUAGACACAAGGAAAGACUUUUUUUUUUUACUGCUUUGACCCCCUGAGGCCAGCUGUUGCUCCUGUUUCUGGGGCCGUCCUCUCUGGUUCUGCGACGGGAACUCGCGUCCAUCCUCGUGCCCGUUCGUGUGAGUGCGUGUAAGGGCACGGCAGCAAGGCCGGGAUGCAGGUGUCUUUCGUGUGCAGCGAUCACCGGGCGGUGAACCGCAGCGCCGAGGACCGGCUGAACCGGCAGAAUGCGAGCAGCCCGGGCACGCGCAGCAAGUUCCGCGCCGUCGCGAUGGUGGCCCGCAGCCUGGGUCAGCUGUCCGUACAGAACACGCCCUCUGUUGGCGACCAGGCCACCCGCACCGGCAUGAAGUACAGGAACCUUGGAAAAUCUGGACUGAGAGUCUCCUGCCUUGGGCUAGGAACAUGGGUCACCUUCGGAGGGCAGGUCACGGACGAGAUGGCGGAGCAGCUGAUGACUUUGGCGUACGAGAACGGGAUCAACCUGUUUGACACGGCGGAGGUUUACGCCGCAGGAAAGGCAGAAGUGGUGCUUGGAACCAUAAUCAAGAAGAAGGGAUGGAGGCGCUCCAGUCUGGUCAUCACCACCAAGAUAUUCUGGGGUGGAAAGGCGGAAACUGAAAGAGGGUUAUCCAGAAAGCAUAUAAUAGAGGGACUGAAGGCCUCCCUAGAGCGGCUACAGUUAGAUUACGUGGACGUGGUGUUUGCCAACCGGCCCGAUCCCAACACGCCAAUGGAAGGAGAUCCAUUUAACAGUUCAAAGUCAAGACCAUUCAUCAUAGAAGAGACGGUGCGAGCGAUGACCCAUGUGAUCAACCAGGGGAUGGCCAUGUACUGGGGCACGUCUCGGUGGAGCUCCAUGGAGAUUAUGGAGGCAUACUCUGUAGCAAGGCAGUUCAACCUGAUCCCACCAAUCUGCGAGCAGGCCGAGUAUCACAUGUUCCAGCGGGAGAAAGUGGAGGUGCAAUUGCCAGAGUUAUUCCACAAAAUAGGUGUGGGCGCAAUGACAUGGUCCCCGUUGGCCUGUGGGAUCAUCUCAGGGAAAUACGACAGCGGCGUGCCGCCGUGCUCGCGGGCCGCUCUGAAGGGCUACCAGUGGCUGAAAGACAAGAUCCUGAGCGAGGAGGGCCGGCGUCAGCAGGCGAAGCUGAAAGAGCUGCAGGCGAUCGCGGAGCGGCUGGGCUGCACGCUGCCUCAGCUCGCCAUCGCAUGGUGCCUCAGAAACGAAAGCGUGAGCUCAGUGCUGUUGGGAAGCUCCAACGCAGACCAGCUGAUUGAGAAUAUCGGAGCAAUACAGGUUCUUCCAAAGCUGUCGUCCUCUAUCAUUCACGAGGUGGACAGUAUCCUAGGCAACAAACCCUACAGCAAAAAGGACUACCGAUCCUAACAAUGGUGUCGACUGCUGGAUGGCUUCGCUCAAAUUCUGCUUGUUCUUCUGUUUGUCUCAGCUUCAUCUGACGAAGGUGCCCAUGGGACCAGCGUAGCCCUGGUCCUGGAGGAUGACAUCAUUUAGAUCAGAGUUUCCCCAUCCGGUCCACAUUUUUGCUCCCUCCCCCCGAGAGCCUGGGAGGAAGUAAGAAAUGUGGACUGGCAGGUAGGGGGGCUGGGAGGGAGCAAAAUCAUGGACUGACUGUGGAUCCAAAAGGACCGGAUUGGGAAACACUGAUUUAGAUUAACGCAAGUUCAAAUACAUGAAACAAUUUUAAUCGGUUAGAUGGAUGUAGAAUGAAAUUGACUUGUAGAUAACUCUGUAAUGCAUUUAAUUUAGCAAAAAAAGGGUAUUUUUAAAACAUAGGAAAAGACUAUCAACUUAAGCACAUGUUUGCUUGGCAGUCAUUUUUUCCAUUGAUCUUUUAAUCACGUGAUGUGCUAUAAGAAAUUUAGGUCAAGUUAUAGGGAAUUAGGUCAAGAUAAAUUACAGUAUCUAAAAAACCUUUGAUCUUCAUCCAUGAAAGCCAUCAUUAUUUAUUUUCUAUUAUUUUAUGUAAAAAAAAAAUACGUCAGUUCCUUGCAAGUACGUUUAGCUGCUUGCUGUUGAAGCCAUACAUAUUCAUGUAUGUAUGCGGUACCUUCGAACGCUGUUGUCCAACCUUUGUCCAGUUCUGAAGUCACAUGAUCAAAACGUUCACCGACAACCAAUCAGCUGUUUUGCACACAUGUUCCCUGUUUCUUGGCAGCACCUGCUCGGCAGUCUUGCUAUGUCACCUAACCCACCAUUCUCUAUCGCUCCCCCCCCCUCCCCCAUGCAGAGCAAUGCUAUGAAAAAAAAAAACUUCUUACAGACCUUCACCUCAGUAACUGCCAGCGACAUUAGUCCAGCAGACACAGUAGUGUUAAUGAUAGUAAAUGAAGUUUUUGUCAGGGACCUGUCUUGGGACGGAUCUGGUUAUUUAAACGCAGCUAUUUUUGUCACUGGAGAUUAUAAGCACCUACCUUUACAAUGUUUUACACUGACAGACUAUCACAGGCACGUUCCGGCCUCCAAUCCUUAUUGGAGAUGUUUAUUGUAACCGGAGCUGUCAUCAGAUGGACAGGGGUAUGACACGCAGGCCGUUCGACGUUAUGAUCCAUAAAGGUUUCCCUGCUCCAGUCUCCUUCUGAGUGAGGUCAGCAGUUAACCAUUGUCACCAGUAACAGGGUGGCCUGCCAUUACAGGACUGGACAGUGCACAUAGCCAGGUGCAUCUCUUCCAGACAUAGCACAUGGCUGAAGUGGGGGCUCGUAGAUAUCCUCUCUCACCCCCUUUUUAUAUACGUCCACAUUACACACCUGCCAUUUUCCGCGCUGCAUGCUCGGCAUAUUUGUCAUAUUCCAGCACAGUGAUGGUCCUGCAUCUCUCCCUCUCCCUGUUUUCCUGGGGGGGUCCUUCAGUAAAGUUUUCUCAUUUUAAUAUUUAAUCUAGCAGGAAUAGAUGUUCUCUGGUUGUGGAGAGGGUGGUAGUGAUGGUUGGGGGGGGGGGGGGUUAAUUCCCUUAAGCAUAUCAGGCACUUAUUUCUAUAAUGCAAUUUAAUUUAUAAUUUAUAAUUGGUGGAUGAGUUAAAUUAUCCACUUAUUUCCCAUCAUAGAGUUACUUGCUUUAAUUUCACAAAACUUGAACUAAGUUUUUCUGUGCUUUAAGUAAAACUCGCUCUUGAAAUAUUUUUGUUCAAUGAAUGUACAAGAGACACCGCUGUGACUAAGAAGCUAAAUUCCGGCAUUAUGUGUCAGUAGUACUGACUUAAAUAUUGUGAUUUUCUAAAAUAUCCAGCGUGAGGUUGGUCCUUCCCUUUGAAAGGCAGGGUUCCAUCGCUCCUGGUUCUUUACACUCCAGUUGCUGAGUAAGAGGAGCACUUUCUUUAAAAUGCAAAGAUGGACAAUUUGCCAACAGAUGGAGCCAGUAAUUAAUAACAGUAGUAUAGUUAUCCAAUUAAUACGAGUUUCUCAUCUUCUUAGCAGCUUGAAUUUGGCUGGAGGUACAAAGAAUGAUCCAGCCAUAAGAGAAAUUUCAAUAAAUUAGGGGCUGAACUUUGUACUUUUUUUUUGUGAUAACGAUUAUGCAUCUGAUUAUGUUUUUUUGUUUGAAUGUUGCUCCCCCUACUGGACAAAGCAGAAACUGUCUGCAUCGUUGCUGUUUCGGGCACACUUGCACGUGCACUAACGCCAGAAAUUAGUCACACGUUCAGUCCUGUUAGCAGUAGCGGUGAAGGAUGCGGCAUUGUGUUGUAAAGCGAGCUCUGUGAGACUUCUACACGCUACAGACGCGUUAAAGUGGUCCCACCACUCAUCUAUGCAUGACUAUUUACUCAGUAUUAGCAGUUAUUGCUUGCUGCUCUGUAAGAAAAAAUGGCAACAGUAUCAAACUUUACAUAUACAUGUAAUAACUGUAUUUUAUUAUAUUUUGAAAUAUCUUUUUCAAUGUUACAUGACAUGAAAAUUGCACUUGUAUGCACUCCUACCAACUACAUGAUGACAUAUGUAUCCUUAUAGCCUUUUUUGAGUGGGGUUCUAGCACAGGACUGUUUACUUAUGUGUCGAGCAGAAAUGCUGGAAACUAAGCCUGACGUAAGCUGGACAUGCAAAUAUCUCAGUAGAGAAGAGCCAUUAAUGUUACGGUUUGACUUUAUCAAAGAGAGGAAUUUGACCUUUGGAUGUCGCAGUGCUAAUGCAAACCACGAAGUUGGCAAGAUGUCAGCAAUGCUGAGUUAUGUUUAGUCUGUGCACAAGAUAUUAUCUGUAUCAAAGCCCUGAUAACUAAUAUCUACGGUCAACAACUGGACCCUGCAGUUGACUGACCCUCAACUCCAGCGAAUAUCUCUCUCUCUGCUUCUCAAUUUCAUGCGCUGCGAGUUUUCAAGAGGUUUGCUAAAAUGGCAUUUAACCUGUCUGUAUGUUUUUUUUUUAUCGUUAGAUAUUUUAUUUGAUCAUUGAUAUGAUUCGAGAUUAUAUGUAUUUACACACUUAAUGCAAAAAUGGCAUCUUGUAUCUGGCGUUGUUUCUGUGAGGAAAAUGAAAAUAUUUAUUGGAAUACAAACAAACUUUGCAAAGUUGCUAUUUGUGGCUGUAUGAGCCAGUGCUCAGGCUAUUGAUGAUCGCCUUCUCUGCUCGAGGAACCAAAGAUUACUAUAGAGCAACAGUGUUUCCUAUUUCUCAAAAGGAAAAAAAUGUUAAUUUUAAAGUGAAAAACCCCGGGAAUAGAGCUUCCUGGUGCAACAUGUCAGCUCAUGUCAUUGAUUUGUCAUCGAUAUAUAAAGCUGGUGUCUUACACAUUUGUUUUCAACCGAUGACGCAGAGAGAAUUAAACACAUAAAGGUUUUGUUUGGCUUGUUCGGCUCCUGCUGCCCAGGCCUCCCCUGUCCUGCCCCUCGUCGUGUCUGCAUGCAGCUUGACAGUUAUGUUUGGCCUCGAGGAAUGAGGCGAUACGCACCGCCAUCCAUUUCUGCAGGUCGCAUCAUCGUCUUGACGCCUUCCGCUCUCCACAGCAGAGGCGAGAUCCUUCAUCUCAUCCCCGCAGCUGGGUCGCUGCAUGCGUGGAUCGCAACACCCUAACAGCACACUGAUCUGGGAACACACACACACACACACACACACACACACACAGGGCAAAAUGUAAAUAAAAGCCAUCUUCAGCUUUGUCAGGAGAAUUUGCGGAAUGGCAGACCCAGGACUUGUGACUCCGCUUAUGUUGCCCUGUAGCCAUCAUGGCUCAUAGCCUCUGGAGUGUGGGACCACAGUGAGCGGAAGGCUGCUGUAUUAAACUGCUGUACACUAAUGGCAAGUGGUACAGGAGUGGGAAGCGAGUUGGGUUUGAGCUUAGCGAUACUGUCAAACGUAUUACUCUAAUUCUAAUAGAAGUCAAAUAAUUAUAUUUAAAAAUGUAUCCUAUUUUUUAACAUGUACACAUUUUCUGUUGGGAGUGACUCCGAAAUAUUUCUGUUGUUCAAGGAAUUAUAUGUCAUAACUGCUAGCAGAUUGUACAUUUUCAAACCUAAAUAACAAUAACCUUCUGACACUUUCUUGUAUAUAGUGUGAUAUUUGUAUAUAUGAGUGGCUGUCAUUAGUCCACUGCUUGUUUUACUUUCAUCAGAGAGCCGAGCUUAAUAUGUAUUGUGCUUGAAACUGAAGUCAGGACAGUAUGUACAGCUACAGUAUAUAAGAAAUGAAAAUAAAAACUCAUGAAAGGUAA
Molecule: messenger RNA, 6036 nt
Organism: Brienomyrus brachyistius
Lineage: Eukaryota; Metazoa; Chordata; Actinopteri; Osteoglossiformes; Mormyridae
Gene: kcnab2b
Product: potassium voltage-gated channel subfamily A regulatory beta subunit 2b
Exons: 15
Coding region: 529-1761 (410 amino acids)
Biological process (GO): potassium ion transport; regulation of potassium ion transmembrane transport; transmembrane transport
Cellular component (GO): extrinsic component of cytoplasmic side of plasma membrane; membrane; voltage-gated potassium channel complex
Molecular function (GO): potassium channel regulator activity; voltage-gated potassium channel activity; transmembrane transporter binding
Source: RefSeq, a predicted model, not a curated record